Misgurnus anguillicaudatus (oriental weatherfish) is the source of this 6658-nucleotide messenger RNA. RefSeq names its product mitogen-activated protein kinase kinase kinase 10 (gene map3k10). Gene Ontology annotation, molecular function: protein binding; ATP binding; JUN kinase kinase kinase activity. Gene Ontology annotation, biological process: protein phosphorylation; positive regulation of apoptotic process. The record is from RefSeq and is a predicted model, not a curated record. Lineage: Eukaryota; Metazoa; Chordata; Actinopteri; Cypriniformes; Cobitidae.
CUCCUCCCCCAGUCCAGCCGGUGUAUUUGGAUACAAAGUCAGCCUUAGGAGCUGACAGCCUGGUCCAUGGAAAAGAUCACCUUUUACAGAAAGGAAACGGAGCCAAAAAACGAUUAAAUCUGAGAUGGAGGACAGGCCGACCAAUUUAACCAUCAGGGAGUAAAGUGUGCAUUUUAUCGGCGAAAUGAGGUUAUGUCAAACGAAUGGGAAUAUUACAGCGCUCUGAUACGCCCAUGCGACGAGCUGUAUGGAUGUUGUGGUGUACACUGAUAUAUCUAGACAACAAGAAACCCAUCUGAAUACAGAAAAUCCGGUUAUUAGAAAAGGACGACUGGAAAAACGUAUGGAUACUGUCAUUAAUGUCGGGAUUACAAGAAUUUGUUUGCAGUUCUUGCAGAAUAUAGAAAGAAACUAGGUGGAUAUAUUGUUAUUAUUAUUAUUAUAAAGAUGAUGAAGGCACCUGCUGCUGGCUUUUAUGUAUACAUCAGAAACAUAUUAUGGAUGAGACUUUCGUCGCUUAAUCACUCCGUCCAGGAUAAAAGUCACCUUUAUGCAAGCCAUCCGCAUCUCUUUAUUUCCUCGUAAAAGGAUCGUAUAUCGCAAUUUCUAAAUAACCAACACCGAGCCGAAGUUUGCUUAAGCUUUUCAUGCUUUAUAAAUGAACCGCUCUGUGACAAUAAAAGGUCUACUGUCAUACUUGACAAUCAUGGAUGAAGAUGAAACGAUGGAAGUGUACACCUGCACAUGCAAUUCAUAGAAACCAAACGAAGUGACAGCGGUCAGUGGCUUUCGCUUGUCAUGACGGGCAUUAAAAUGCACACCACCGAAGACCUUUAAUAGCUAUAGUAACAUCUAACACGAGAUUAAUUCUUUUAAAUAACAAUACUGAACAAAUGCCUUCUCGAAUAAGCAAACUAGAGGUGCAGCAUAUAUUCUGCGUCGACGAUACUGCCAUCUUAAAAUGGACGCGCGCUGUGUAAAGACGGCUAUUUAAAUACUUAAACUGGCUUAAAUCGUUAACAAAGUGCGAGAUUUACACGAGACAAUAAAGCUGAAGGUAAUGUUGGGAAUUUGGUAAUAUUUGUGAUUUGUUUUGAUAUCGCGAGCAGGUGCAUCUCUGUUAGCCUAUCACAAUCGAGCUGAGGAAAAAUGCCUGGAGAUGCCUUAAGACAGCGCACGUGACUUUUAACGCACAUUGACGUUAAUUCAACAUUUAUUGAAAAAAAAUUACAAACAGACAAUGACAAAUAUAAAUUUUGACUAAUCAAAUAUUGUGAUGGAUUAUGUUAUUGCAACAUUUCAAUACCAGCUCUUAAAUUGUAAGCAUGAUAUAUUCUAUAUUGCAAUUUAUGAGAAGAUCCAUCUAGUCAUGUCGUAAGCCUCUAGUAAUAUUCAUUUCGUUGAGGACUUUGCUUAAAAGAAAGAAAGCAGGUCUUUUGGGAAAGGGGCUUUUAAAGCCCAAUUCUGUAAAAAAAAAAAAAAAUUCUCAGGCUUUGAUGAACUGCAUAUUCUGACCUAAUCUUGUAAGCACUUUCAUAGUUUCUCUUUGGAAGACGUCAAUAUUCUCAUCACAGACGUAUUGGACUUAAUGUUUCUUUAAACGCUCCAUAAAUGUUAAGACACACAUAAAGUGUGUUGCGGACAAUCAAUGAGAACAUUAAAGAAGCAGCUCAACAAAAACAUUUCUUAUUUCUUAACCAAAACGCCUGUACUUAGUAAAUGGGCUCUGCAUGGAUAUUGUGUGUAAGUUGACAGAGGGCCUCCUCCAGCUAUUGAGACCACAUCGCUGACCUGUGUGUUCAGUGAUGGACCCAUUCACGAGACUGAGUGGAGUAGGAGGCGGUGGAAGCGCCGCCCCUUUACCUUGCACCAGCAGCGGAGGUUCCUGCGAACCUCCGUAUCCCCCUGCAAAUACAACUUCAGGACCCUGUCUGUCACAGGCAGACAAUAGCAGUAGCUGGAACUCCUCUACUCUUUCCUCUUCUGUAGGGUCCCCUGAUUCUCAUCUUCCCAACCACCAUGAAGGCCGCAACACUUAUUGGACGGCCGUGUUCGAUUAUGAGGCCACAGCGGAUGAGGAACUGACCCUGCGGCGGGGUGACCUAUUGGAGGUCCUUUCCAAGGACUCCAAAGUUUCUGGAGAUGAGGGCUGGUGGACUGGCAAGAUCCAGGACAAAGUGGGGAUUUUCCCCAGUAACUAUGUGACCCGACGGGAUAGCAACUAUCCCGCGCUUCCCCCCGAAGGCCUGGUUGGUGGGGAGUCCCCACUGGACAUCGAUUUCUCAGAGCUGUACUUGGAGGAGGUGAUUGGUGCCGGUGGGUUUGGAAAGGUGUACAAGGGUAUAUGGCGAGAUGAGGAAGUGGCGGUUAAAGCAGCCCGUCAGGAUCCAGAUGAGGACAUCAGUGCCACUGCGGAAAAUGUCAGACAGGAGGCCAGACUCUUCUGGAUGCUACGACACCGCAACAUCAUCGCUCUACGAGGUGUUUGCCUUCAGGAGCCUAAUCUUUGCCUGGUUAUGGAAUAUGCCCGUGGUGGGGCACUUAAUCGGGCACUUGCUGGGAAAAAGGUGCCCCCUCGGGUACUCGUGAAUUGGGCAGUGCAGAUUGCCACUGGAAUGGACUACCUGCACAACCAGACCUUUGUGCCAAUCAUCCACAGAGACCUUAAAUCCAGCAACAUACUGAUUCUGGAGCCUGUGGAGAGAGACGACCUGACUGGGAAGACUCUGAAGAUCACAGACUUUGGGCUCGCAAGGGAAUGGCAUCGAACCACGAAGAUGAGCGCCGCCGGCACGUAUGCAUGGAUGGCUCCAGAGGUCAUCAAGGUGUCCCUGUUCUCCAAAAGCAGCGACGUGUGGAGUUUUGGAGUGUUACUUUGGGAGCUGCUGACUGGUGAAGUCCCUUACCGUGAAAUUGAUGCUUUGGCUGUGGCCUACGGUGUGGCCGUGAACAAGCUGACCCUCCCCAUUCCCUCCACCUGCCCUGAGCCCUUUGUACAGCUACUUGGAGAGUGUUGGUGUCCUAACCCGCAUGGUCGUCCCUCUUUUGGGAGUAUCCUGAAGAGGCUGCAGGCCAUUGAGCAGUCAGCCAUGUUCCAGAUGCCCCUGGAGUCUUUUCAUUCCCUGCAGGAGGACUGGCGAGUGGAGAUCCAGCAGAUGUUUGAUGAACUGCGAGCAAAGGAGAAGGAGUUGCGCUCUUGGGAAGAAGCACUGGCACGAGCAGCUGAGGAGCAGAGGGAGCAGGAGGAGCACCUCAGGAGGCGCGAGCAGGAGUUAGCCGAGCGGGAGAUCGACAUUGUAGAGAGGGAACUCAACAUCAUCAUCCAUCAAAUGUACCAGGAGAAGCCGCAUGUAAAAAAACGCAAAGGCCACUUCAAAAAGAGCCGACUGCUGAAACUCGGCAGGGACAGCAACAGCAUCAGUCUUCCCUCUGGUUUCGAGCAUAAGAUCACAGUGCAAGCUUCUCCUAGCGUUGAUAAAAGGAAAAGUCAAGGAAGCGAAAGCACCACUCCUCCGGCCAGCCCGGGAGUCAUUCCUCGUCUGAGAGCGAUGCGCUUGACACCCAGUGAUGGGAGGAGGACAGUAGGCCAUGCAACAGGCCGUAAGAAAGAAGACCUGGCAGGAACCAAGAAGAAGGGCCGAACAUGGGGACCCAGCUCCACCCAUCAAAAAGAGAGAUUGGGAGGAGAAGACAGGUUGAAAUCUCUCGGAGAGGGAAAGGUGUGGUCCUCCAGUGCUCCAAAUUUAGGGAAGUCUCCAAAACAUGCUCCCAUGACAGCUGGAUUCUCAAGCUUAAAUGAAAUGGAGGAGCACAGUGAGUUUGAAGACACGGCCCCUGAACUUAGCAGUAAUGGAGCCAUGGAGGAGGUGGGACCAGGAAAAGGCUCACACGAUUCACUUCGACGGUGCAGCCAAAGAAAAAAGAGUGACCUGCUAUUGCUGGGAUGUGCCUCCAUUUUGGCUGCCGUAGGCAUUGGUUCCAACAUCUUCCAGCUGGGACGACAACAGAUGAAUCAGGAUGAGCAGGAGCUGCGAGAGGAGCAGAAGAAGAAGAAAGAUGGUCUGUUUCAACGCACGGGCCGAUUCAGACGCAGCACUUCUCCACCAAGCCGCACGUUGUCACUCUCCCUCUCUCAAAACCGCCAUCAUGACUCCACCCUGCCCACCUUGGACCCAUCUCCUUCCGUGACGCUGCUCUCUCUGUCCUCCCUCUCUGACUGUAACUCCACCAAGUCCCUGCUGCCCUCUGACCCCGAUGACUUCGCUCCGACCCCCAGCAGCGCCCACCCGGUGGUCUCUCCUGCUCCGUCGUCAAACCCUCUGCUAGACCUUAAGGCGGAGAGCUUCAAACGAGAGCCCAAUCAGUCUCUCACACCCACGCACGUCUCUGCAGCAAUGGCAUUGAACCGCGGGCACCGACGCACACCUUCUGAUGGUGCCAUCCGUCCGAGAGCACAGACGGUUGUUGGGCACCGCCGUACCCCCUCUGAUGGAAGCAUGCCCAUUCCUCCUACACCAGCUCCUACCAUCACACCAUACACAGGUUCUCGUGAAACUCUUGACAUUCCGCGCCUACCUGACCCGUCUAUCGUCCAUCCCCCUGCCCAUCGCCGUAAACCCCCUCCUCCACUUCCUCCACUUCCCGUCCCAGAUCCGGAAGGUCACACAGGUACACUUGAGCGACCCAAAACCCUUGAGUUUGCCCCCCGACCCCGACCGACCCCCGCUCGGGCACGUCCUGACCCCUGGAAGCUGUCGUCUCUGUCACGGACCCUCAGUUCAUCUCCAGGUAGCAGCUGUGAUAGUCCGCUGGGCUCGGGUGACAGCGGGGUGAGCGCUGGGGUCGGUGUUGCCCAUCAAAGCCUUCUCGACAUGGACAUGGAAGGCCAGUCCCAGGACAGCACGCUUCCCCUGUGUGGACAACACGCAAAGAGUGCUCUGUGCGGUCGGGAUUUCUCAUAGAAAGAUUGAGACCCCACAGUCUAAACUAAUUUAAACAGCACAUUGUGGUGGUCUUAAAAAUCAGUUAACACCCCAUCUAUUGUGGCAGGCAGCUCUAAUGUAAAAUGCCCUUUUGCAGCGGCUAGACAGACUUUUUCUAGAAAGGUUGAGAUGCAGUUAGUAGAUAAAUGUCCUUGAUUUGUUUAUCUCGGCCUGUCUGCUAUGACUCAUUGUCUCCAAGCUUAAUGGGGCUUCACAAUGACACAGUUUGGUUGGUUAAGUGCCAGCCUAUGGUGGGUGAUGUGCUCCAAAGAGGAGUUUUAUUAGCCAUGGAGCAGCAGAGGGCAGUCUACAUACACCCAUGUAUCUUUGUAGGUCUGUGACCUUCCUUGUUUGUUCAUAUCUCUGUUAACACAGGGUCGUCUGCUCCUUACUAUAAUCUCUGUGGAGACAACUUUUUCUGCAUCAUUCCUCCCUCCAGUGUGUUCAUUGUAAAGUUAAUGCUUUCUUUAUGUGUAUCAGGAGAAUUGUGUAUGCAGUUAUUUGCAUUGGCAUAGGAUUCUCUUUGCAAAUUGGAUUCUGUGUAAUAUAUUGACACUUUACAGAAAUAGGUGUACUAUAAGAUUUUUAUAUAUCUUUUUUCUUUUGGGGAAUAAACCAUCUCAUGGACUCUCUGCAAGACCUAAUCAGAAUGUGAGAGCAGUCCAAAUGUUAAAUUUAAAGGGAUUAAAAUUAAAGUUCAGUCUUGAUUUACUCAUUCUCGUGUCAUUCAAAAUUUCAAGGAUUAUUUUGGUGCUUUUAUGUCAUUUUAUAGGUUGAAAACCUUAUUGUAAUUGUAUUGAAAAGAGUAAUCAGUACAUGACUUGAGGGUGAGUAAAUAAAGGUGAACUAUUACUUUAAAUCUGAUUGGCUGUGCUCUCUGUUUGUAAGGGUAUUAAUUGUUGCGUUUGGAUGUGUUUGAGUGCAUGUCAAUCUGACUGACAACUGGAUGAGCAAAUGCUAAAGCAUUAUCCUCCCCUCCAUCGCUAUCUGAAAAACCUCUCUUCUUCUCAACAAUUUGCAAUAAAGAGUAAACGUGUACUACCUGUUUUGUAUGACCGUGUACCAAACAGCCAGACAUACACUUCCUCGCCUUUUUAAACGGACCCAUGAUGUUCUUCCUCAAAUAUAUUCAACAGUUCCUUUGAAAAGGAAGGAAAAUACACAGGAUUUUAUCACGAGUCACUUCAGUGAGAAUUUCGAAGGACACUGUCAUGUCAUGGCACAUGACGUAAUGACAUCAUAAAUGAUGUAACUUUUGUGCAUGACAUUCAGGAUCUUCUGCUGGUGGUCUGAACUGUCCUGGGAAAACACUGGAGGGUUUUCGAAUUCUUUGUGCUGAACCGUUAACAUGGUAGACAGUAUUUUUUUGACUGUCCAAAAUUGAGUAUGACUGCGUGUGUGUGUGUGCGGCUGUGUGCACAUGUUUUUGUGUUCUUACUUGUUAUCAUUUGUAUAGGGUAAUUCUCUGUGCAGGGGUUGAACAAACCCACCCCUUAUUUCCUGUGUGAGGAACACUAAGAGUAUUUAUUAAAAUAAUUGUUACAAUUGAAGGAAUGAUGUGUUUAUAUUAAAACCAAGUUUCCUUACUUCCUUUGUUUGCUACACUAACAAAAGAAAACAUGGCUUAUUUAUUUAUUUUGUUUAUUUAUUUAUGUCACAAUAGUAAAAUGAGCUAC